Molecule: messenger RNA, 2084 nt
Organism: Ipomoea nil (Japanese morning glory)
Lineage: Eukaryota; Viridiplantae; Streptophyta; Magnoliopsida; Solanales; Convolvulaceae
Product: probable U3 small nucleolar RNA-associated protein 7
Exons: 8
Coding region: 235-1848 (537 amino acids)
Biological process (GO): maturation of SSU-rRNA from tricistronic rRNA transcript (SSU-rRNA, 5.8S rRNA, LSU-rRNA)
Cellular component (GO): 90S preribosome; small-subunit processome; nucleolus
Molecular function (GO): protein binding
Source: RefSeq, a predicted model, not a curated record
CUAAAACCCUAGCACAAUCCUAUUCUCCAACUCCUCUAACAAUCCCUGGGCAGACGCCCUCACCACUCACAGAGUUGAUGCCUCGAAGUGGACGAGGCGAGAACUUUGAGGAAAUCUCUUCUCUCAAUCUUCUUCUUCCACCUGGGAUUUUAAAGUAUUGAUUUUGAUUCCGUACGAUAAAGUUUUCUUUUUCUGGCGAUUUAGCUCAUUUUUAUCCGAUUGCCGUUGGGAAAGAUGGGGGUGAGGGCGGAGAAGAUAAAGCCUGGAAGAAAUUCUGCUUCUUCUGUGGCUGAGGAUGGUUCUGAAGUGAUGGAUGAGAACGUAAAGAAGUACCUCAGAGGAGAACCAGCAAAUUUGGAGGUCUUGCAAGAUAAGAAGUUGAAGGGCCAGCUUGCUGUCAGAGAAGAAUUGUAUGGAAGAUCUGCAAAUGCUGCUGCAAAGGCCGAAAAGUGGCUUAUGCCAAGUGAAGCGGGUUACCUGGAACCUGAGGGGAUAGAGAAGACAUGGAGGAUCAAGCAGGAGGCAAUUGCUCGUGAAGUAGACAUUUUGAGCUCAAGAAAUCAAUAUGAUAUUGUCUUACCAGAUCUUGGACCUUAUACUCUGGAUUUCACGUCUAGUGGUCGUUACAUGGCUUUAGCUGGCCGGAAGGGACACCUUGCUAUUGUAGACAUGAAAACUCUGAAUCUUAUUAAAGAACUACAGGUUAGAGAAACAGUACGUGAUGUAGUAUUCUUGCACAAUGAACUGUUUUUUGCUGCUGCUCAAAAGAAGUAUUCAUACAUAUACAAUCGGGAUGGUACUGAGCUCCAUUGCCUUAAGGAACACGGUGCUGUGCUAAAACUUCAAUUUCUGAAAAACCAUUUCCUUUUGGCAUCUAUAAACAAAUUUGGUCAGCUCCAUUAUCAGGAUGUCACUACAGGGGAGAUGGUUGGUAACUACCGAACUGGCCUAGGUCGAAGUGAUGUUAUGCAGGUGAAUCCCUUCAAUAGUGUGAUUGCUGUGGGCCAUUCCGGUGGCACUGUGAGCAUGUGGAAGCCCACGAGUGCUGCUCCCCUCGUGAAAAUGCUCUGCCAUAAUGGCCCUAUCACGGCUCUAGCGUUCCAUUCCAAUGGCCAUCUCAUGGCUACCGCGGGAAUGGAAAGGAAGAUAAAGCUCUGGGACUUGAGGAAGUACGAGGUUCUCCAAACGUUACCGGGCCACGCCAAGACCUUGGAUUUCAGUCAACAAGGUUUGCUCGCAAGUGCAACGGGAUCUUCUGUCCAGGUUUUAGGAGACCUUUCGGGAUCUCAGAACUAUAGCCGCUAUAUGGGGCACUCUAUGGCUAAAGGUUACCAAAUACAAAAGGUGUCGUUUCGACCAUAUGAAGAUGUUCUCGCCAUCGGGCACUCCAUGGGUUGGUCUUCCAUCUUGAUUCCCGGAUCCGGAGAGCCCAACUUCGACUCCUGGGUGGCGAAUCCUUUCGAAACUUCUAAACAGAGGAGGGAGAAGGAAGUUAAGUCUCUCAUCGACAAGCUUCCUCCAGAGACAAUCAUGUUGGACCCUUCAAAGAUCGGGACUGUGAGGUCUACUAGGAAGAAGGAAAAGCCGACGAAAGAGGAGAGGGAGUCGGGGAUGGAAGCUGCUAUUAAAGAAGCCAAGAGCGUUCCCGUGAAAAACAAAACAAAGGGUCGAAGCAAACCCAGUAAAAAGGCGAGGAAGAAACAGGAAGCCGUUGAGAACGCCAAGAGACCGUUCUUCGAACAACAGAUGAGCGGGGCCGAAUCGUCCAAGAAGAGAACGAGAGCUAGCAAUGACGAUCACCUACCGAAAUCCCUGCAGCGAUUCGUCAAAAAGAGAUCAACAGCAUGAUGACAGUCCAAGUUCUGGUAUUUGUUUAAGUCUCUUUUGGCCUCUCCUGUCCCAACAGGGGGUUUUGUGACAGCCAUGAAGAGAGAUGAAGAUGUAUUCUGUGAAAUAUAAUGUUAAGCUGCCUUCCCCUUUUAGGCUAAACCUGUAUGUGUUACCAACUUUUAAUCCUGUCCCCUUGACUCCAUUAUAGAAUUUUGCUUAGAGAAAUGAAGAGGCAAAUGUUUUCUUUCAUUUGA